AUGGCCUCCGAACAUAAUCCCUUUCGAAGGAAGUCUCCUUCCACCUCCCUGUCUAUCUCGACGCCUCAGCCCGUGUCUACAUCAGCCUUUCUCGAGUCCAUCACCUCCGGCGUCCCGAGGCAAAAUGGCCCCCCGCCCCCCGAGGCACGACCUGCCAAGCCAAAGGUUGUGAAGAAGGUUAGGGUCCUUUCGCCGCCGCCCUCAUCUCCCUCCUCCCCAGAAUCGGUACACAGCAGAGGCUUCGGACGCCAGGACGACAGCAGCGACGAUGAUUCCCACGAUGAAGACGACCACUUCUCAAAGCGGUUUCCCGAGCUUCCCGGCGGCCUGCCCGAGGCUGCGCCGCUUCGCAUUGCCAACGCGACCAAUACACCCGACAACCCCUUUGGCAAGACGCUGCAAGAUUUGGAACGCUUGACGGACGGGAAGCCUUUAUCUGGCGGAUCAACCAAAUCCAUGGAUGUCAACGCCUUCAAGAUGCUGCUCCUCACCGGCCAAGCCGGUGCUGCGACACCGUUCCCACAGAAGCCAGAGCCGGCCAACCCAACUUCCAAUGCAUCCUACGCUGCGCCAGAGCUGGAAACGCCGCGGACGUCACAGGAUAUCGCAGACGGCGGUGUUGAAGACCAGCGAUCUCUACUGUCAUCAUCAUUUUCCAUGAAGAAGAAACCUCCUCCGCCGAGCUCAAGGCAUGGUAGGAAGAUUAGCGUGCAGACAGCGGGCCGUCCACACAUCUCCUCCGAGAAUGCAUCGCCUGUUUCACCGUCUGAUGUCAACAAACCCCUACCGCCCGCCCCAAGCAGUCACGUUGGGGACGACGCGGAAGAUAUUUUUGCCCGGGAAGCCGCUGGCAAGGUUCCGGAGCAGGACUCCCCCACUCCCAGCUCAACACCCACCCCGGCUCGUCCGGCGGCAGGCAAGAGGCCGACACCUGCCCCUCCACCAAGGCGGGGCCACGCACGGAGCCAGUCCUUAACCGCCAAUGCUGGGGCUAACGCUCCGAGUAUGCCAAACUACGAGGCCGACACGCCGCCUCGCUCUUCGAUGGAGUCGCAGCGCUCGAGGUCAGAGAGUUUCCGGAGCAUCACUGCGCCGGCUCCGCCUCCUCCUAGGCGCCCGCAUGCAUCGCAUCGGCAGUCAUUUCAAUUAGCCCCGCCGCCCAAUUCUUCAUUUUACGCUGCCAGCCCAGCACCGUCCGAUGUUGAUAAUUCUACACAUGCUACGGGGAAUACGCCUCCCAAGAUUUCUCCCCCGCCACCGCCCCCAGCGCGGAAUACUUCAACGCGCCGGCCUCCCAGCGUCAGGAGCAUCGAAAACCCGAGCAGGAAGAACAGCGGGGGCAAGGAGAAUGCUCCCCCACCGCCGCCGCCCCGUCAGAGAGGCAGCAGCCGCGGGAGCAUGGAUGGGUACGGGAUGAGGAGGACAAGCAUUGACAGUACAAGGGCCAUGGGCAGCAACGUGCCAGAAGAGCCGGCUGCGGAGGAUAAUGUACAGCAAGAGUAUGGCGCAGCAGAUUGGGGCAAGGGGGCGGACAUCCUCGCCGACCUGGAUGCUCUGCAAAGGGAAGUGGAUGCAUUGAGGGCAGCACAAGACAAAUGA
Messenger RNA from Colletotrichum orchidophilum, 1599 nucleotides. RefSeq lists its product as uncharacterized. The coding region runs from base 1 to 1599 and encodes 532 amino acids. The transcript has a single exon. NCBI's taxonomy places the organism in Eukaryota, Fungi, Ascomycota, Sordariomycetes, Glomerellales, Glomerellaceae. The record is from RefSeq and is a predicted model, not a curated record.